AUGGCUACGGCCUUGGAACCAGAGGACCAGGAUCUUUGGGAAGAAGAGGGGAUUCUACUGGUGAAAUUGGAAGAUGAUUUCACCUGUAGGCCAGAAUCUGUCUUGCAGACGGACGACCCCGAGCUUGAGACCUCCCAUCAGAACUUCCCCGCGCUUGAGACCUCACACCAGAACUUCCGGCGCUUCCGCUACCAGGAAGCAGCCAGUCCUCGGGAAGCUCUCAUUCGACUCCGAGAACUUUGUCGUCAGUGGCUGAGGCCAGAGAGGCGCACGAAGGAGCAGAUCCUAGAGCUGCUCGUGCUGGAACAGUUCCUUACCGUCCUGCCCGGAGAGCUGCAGAGCUGGGUGCAGGGCCAGCGGCCAGAGAGUGGCGAGGAGGCGGUGACACUGGUGGAGGGUUUGCAAAACCAACCCAGGACACCAAGGCGGUGGGUGACUGCCCAUGUUCAUGGCCAGGAAGUCCUGUCAGAGGAGACGGUGCACCCAGGAGCAGAGCCUGAGUCACCUAGUGAGCUGCAGGAUCCUGAGCAGACCCCGACCCCAGAGGAGCCCCAUGUGGAGACCACGCAGAGCCCAGAUCCGGGGGCACCAGCAGAGCAGAGCCUGUGCCAUGAACUGGAGCUGGAGCCCCUGCACGAGAUCGAGGUUUCAGUGCCCCAGGACCCAGACCUUCCUGAGGAGAGGAACACCGGGAACCCAGAGAUGGUCGCCCUUCUUACUGCUCUGUCACAGGGAUUGGUAACGUUCAAGGAUGUGGCUGUAUGCUUCUCCCAGGACCAGUGGGAUGAUCUGGAUCCAACACAGACAGAGUUUUAUGGAGAAUAUGUCUUGGAAGAAGACUGUGGAAUUGUGGUCUCCUUGUCAUUUCCAAUCCCCAGAUUAGAUGAGAUCUCCCACGUUAUAGAAGAAGACCCUUUGGUUCCAGAUAUCCUAGAGCCUCAAGACCCUCAAGAGCCAGAUGUCCUGACUUUUACCUACACAGGAGACAGGAGUGACGAUGAGGACGAGUUUCUUGAGCAAGAAGAUCUGAAUUUGGAGAAUCUACACUCAUCUGUUUUAGGAGAUCCAGAAAUCCACCAGACUCCAGAUUGGAAAAUAGUCUUUGAGGACGAUCCAGGUAGACUUGAUGAAAGUUUUGAUACAAAUAUUUCUCACAUUAGUUCAAUAAAUCUUCAGGAUACCGUACCUAUCCACUCCCUGUUAGGGAAACCUCAUGGCUGUCCUGUAUGUGGGAAAAACUUCACAUGCAACUCCCACCUUGUUAGACACCUGAGGACUCACACAGGAGAAAAACCCUAUAAAUGUCUGGAGUGUGGCAAAAGUUACACGCGGAGCUCACAUCUUGCCAGGCACCAAAAGAUCCACAUACUGGGCGCUCCUUAUAAAUUCCCCCUAAACCAGAAGAAUCUGAAUGAGACCUCCCCCCUGGGCACAGCUGAGAAAACACCCAUUGAGAAGCCCUACAGAUGUGAUGAAUGUGGAAAGCACUUUCGCUGGACUUCAGAUCUUGUCAGGCACCACAGGACGCACACAGGAGAAAAACCUUUCUUUUGUACUAUUUGUGGCAAAAACUUCAGCCAGAAAUCUGUGCUAACCACACACCAAAGAAUCCAGCACGGAGACAAGCCCUACAUGUGUGGAGAGUGUGGAGAGUACUUCGGCGACCACAGGCAGUACCUGGUGCACCGGAAGGCACACGAUACCGAGCAGCUCUAUCUCUGUGGCCAGUGUGGGCGGAGCUUCGGCCAUAGGGCUGCGUUUGCCAAGCACCUGAGAGGACACGCUGUAGUGAGGUCCUGCCAGUGCAAUGAAUGUGGGAAAAGCUUCAGUCGGAGGGACCACCUCGUCAGGCAUCAGAGAACACACACUGGCGAGAAACCGUUCACGUGCCCUGCCUGUGGGAAGAGCUUCAGCAGAGGCUAUCACUUAAUCAGGCAUCAGAGGACCCACUCAGGAAUCACCUCCCAGCUAGGACCCCAUGAGAGGAGAUCUUCCUUCAGCCCUGACCCCGGGGUAGGCGAGGAGCAGCCCUCUGGUUAUCCUGGGGAGACCUUUUCCGGGGAGUCUUUCUGA
Messenger RNA from Pipistrellus nathusii (Nathusius's pipistrelle), 2073 nucleotides. Lineage: Eukaryota; Metazoa; Chordata; Mammalia; Chiroptera; Vespertilionidae. The record is from the annotation of a GenBank genome assembly.